Messenger RNA from Ostertagia ostertagi, 486 nucleotides. The record is from the annotation of a GenBank genome assembly. NCBI's taxonomy places the organism in Eukaryota, Metazoa, Nematoda, Chromadorea, Rhabditida, Trichostrongylidae.
AUGUCAAUGAGACAAAAGUCGGAGAUUUUGUACCAGGUCAGUGCAGGGAUGCGAUUUCUGGAACUAAAUGGCCUGUGCCAUCGCCACCUGCGGGCAUCGAACAUCGUCGUUCACCAGUCUACCAACCACAUUUACGCUGUCAAAAUCACUGACUACCUGGUCCCGUACCAUUUCCUGGAUGAGGACACCGUGGAGAUGAUCAAUAUGUGCGAUUUGGACUGGCCAUGGUGGGCGCCGGAGUGCUUGCAGAGCCAUCUCUUCGACAUUGUCACAGAUAUCUGGGCAUUUGGAUGUGUCAUUUUCGAGCCCUUCGAAGUCCAUUUGCCAGUAGAAAAGAACAGAUGGUCUCGACCAACGUUUGACCAUCUGUUCAACUUCUUCCGAGCACUGCUUUUCGACUUCGCUGUGGGACCCGAUGCGGCCAUUCAGAAAUACAUCAAGAAAUCGCCGAAAAAGUUUAAUCAUGCGCAGCGCGCAAAGCAAUGA